Messenger RNA from Bicyclus anynana (squinting bush brown), 3333 nucleotides. RefSeq names its product lethal(2)neighbour of tid protein 2 (gene Alg3). Gene Ontology annotation, molecular function: dol-P-Man:Man(5)GlcNAc(2)-PP-Dol alpha-1,3-mannosyltransferase activity. NCBI's taxonomy places the organism in Eukaryota, Metazoa, Arthropoda, Insecta, Lepidoptera, Nymphalidae. Bases 210 to 1694 code for a protein of 494 amino acids. The record is from RefSeq and is a predicted model, not a curated record. The transcript has a single exon. Gene Ontology annotation, cellular component: endoplasmic reticulum.
UCGAUUUGGCUCGACGCUCGAUACUUCGAUAGUCGACUUGACUUUUGUAAAUAGUGAAAAUCAAAAUAACUGCUGCUCCUGGCUCGUAUUAUGCGAUCAUCUAGGUCUACCAGACCUGAUCUAAAAAUAGAUAUUAUACACGUACAAUAUUAUGAUAACAUUUACUCUGAAAUAAUUGAGCAAGUUGCCGAUUGUUAAAAGUAUAAACCAUGGGAACCCGAAGUAAAUUUCAAGAAGUGCAGCUAGAGAUCAAGAAAUUAUUCACGUGGAGUUAUCUUAAAGGACUUGUAGUUAAUCCUGCACAAGUGCAACUUGUUGCUUUUUUAAUCAUAUUGGCGGAAUUGGUACUCAACAUUGUUAUCGUAGAAAGAGUACCUUACACCGAAAUUGACUGGAAAGCCUAUAUGCAAGAGUGUGAAGGUUUUCUAAAUGGAACAUUGAAUUAUACAAAGCUGCGAGGUGAUACAGGACCGUUAGUAUAUCCAGCAGGUUUUGUCUAUAUUUACUCCAUAUUCUAUUUUCUUACUGAACAUGGAAAAAAUAUUAAGUUUGCUCAAUAUAUAUUUAUUGGUGUGUAUUUGAUUUUGUUAACUCUAGUUCUUAGGAUUUACAUUAAAACUAGAAAAGUGCCACCUUAUGUGCUAGUCAUUACUAUAUUAACUUCAUAUAGAAUACAUUCAAUUCAUGUUUUGCGAAUGUUUAAUGAUCCAGUUGCAGUUCUUUUCCUAUAUGCAUCAUUGAAUUUAUUCCUGGACUCACAAUGGUACUUAGGAAGUCUAUUUUAUAGUUUAGCAGUGUCAAUCAAAAUGAACAUUUUAUUGUAUGCACCAGCAUUGUUCUUCUUUUAUUUAGUAAAUCUUGGCACAAAGGGCACUAUAUUACAAAUAUUUGUGUGUGCUGUUGUCCAACUUUUACUUGGCUUACCUUUUCUGCUAGUUGAUCCCAAAGCAUACAUUAAAGGUAGUUUUGAUUUGGGUAGAGUUUUUAAUCACACUUGGACAGUCAACUACAGGUUUUUAGAUGUAAAACUAUUUGAAAAUCCAGAGUUUCAUAUUACAUUAUUAUCACUGCAUGUAUUAAUUUUAAUUAUAUUCAUACCUAUGUGUAUUAAAUACUUCAAAAGCUACUGCCGUUUAAAAUAUGUGCAAAAACAAGUGCAACCACAAAUAGAUGCACAGAAUCAAGAAAAUAAAAGAAAAACUAAACUGAAGAAUGUGAAACCAAAGACUAAAGAAAUAAAACUCUCUAAGGAGCAGGAAGACUUUUUAAAUUCAUUUGAAGCUAUGUUGCAAAAAUCAUCAAAAAAAGUAGAGGGUGGCCAUAAGAAGCCUCAACAUAAGAAAUUUAUAGUUGAAGAAGUUGAGGAACAGCCUUAUUCAAUUAAUUUUGAUGUAUUAUCACAGUUGUUUAUCUUGCCCAUGUUCUUGGUGAAUUUUAUAGGCAUUGUCUGUGCUCGGAGUCUCCACUAUCAGUUUUAUUCAUGGUAUUUUCAUACUUUGCCCUACCUUCUAUGGUCAACUAAUUAUUCAGUAAUUGUAAGAUUUUUAAUAUUAGCACUCAUAGAACUUUGUUGGAAUACAUAUCCUAGUACUGAAAUAACAAGUGUAAUGCUACACAUUUGUCACCUCACUAUAUUAUAUGGUGUUUUUGAAAAAAUGUCAAAAGAAUUAAAUAUUGCUGCCAAAGUACAAUAGUCAUAAAUCAAAAUAAAUGAUUUUGUGUUUUUUCUUUUUAAUAAAACGUUGUAGCAUUUGUAUGGCUUUUUAUCUAUUCCUUUUUGUGAAACUUGCAGACACCAGUAAUUUUGUCCACCUUUAGACUUUAAACCAGCUCUGACAACAAAAUCUAUUCUUAAUAGAUGUCCACUAUAGCUAGUGUGCUGUAGCACAGUGCCGGUGACAGUUCAUUUUAUUCUUGAAAGUUUGCCUUGAUUCUUAAAGUACAUAUUAUGAACGUCAUAUUGCAACUGUCACCUGCACCAAGCUACAGCACAUGAUUAUGAUGAGUGACUUUUCUCUUUUAUAUUUACAUUAGCAAAUCUGUUCAAACAUCGCUUUAGGUGCAUUUAUUCACUACUCCUAAUAAAUAGAUAUGUAAGCUAUUAUCACUUUCAGGUUGGAUCUAACCUUGUAACGAAUUGUAAAUCUAUGGAUCUAACUGCCAACAGUGUACAAAUUUGAUUAUAAUUAUUUUAGUAGUUUAGGUAUUUUGUAUUGGGUAAUCUGGAUCUACUGAACUGAUUUUGAAUUUUUAUGUACCAAUAGAAAUUCUGUUCCAGUUUCUCCACCAUCUGAUAAGUUUUAGACAUCUUGGUCACAAGGUUAGUCAUUGUCAUUCAACAAAGGUAAGAAAUAAAAAAACUCAUGAGUGUACAUUUAUAUUUUCUAACAAUUCAUCAGAUGGUAGUGAAACUGACCAUUAAACUAGCAUAUCAAAGAAAACUACACAGUAAGCGUUUUGAGAAAUAUUUAUUAUGAACCUUAUUAAAUACAACUAAUCAAACGAAAUCCAAUUAGACUCCUUAAAAUUUAGAGAUAGAGGCGCAUAAUAUUUCCUCCUUUAUCACAAUAUCCACUAUAAAUGGAUCCAUUGCCUCUGCCAAGUUUUCCCAAAUGUUUCUUUAGCAGAAUAUUUGUCAGCACAAACAGCGAGUAGGCAAGGUAGGUUAUUACCCUCAUCAAUAAAAUAAAUAAUAAUCAAUAGAAACUGAGUGUGUAUAUUCUAAAACAAUUAAAUUUUUUUUUAUCUGUCUAGUUUUUGAAACUACCAUAUUUAUACACAGGUAGAUCAUUUGACAAAGUAUAGAUUUUUAGGUUUUGAAUUGUUCGAAACUUAGGUUAAAGUUAACCUAUAGAACCUCAUGUAAUGACAAUAUUAGCCACAUUUGGUAGUAAUUAUAUGCAUGAUAGUUUUGCAUAGUAUGCAAGAUUGAAAAACAAGUUUUUAAAAUGAACAUGGUUGUAAUUUAUUUUUUUGUACCUAUACUUGAAUGAAAGUUAGUAAUUUUUACAGAUAAUUAGUUGUGUUCAAAAAUAACUAAGUACUAAAAUGUCAGGUGUUAACCUGCCUUAAAGUAUGGAUUAUAGAGAAUUCCACAAAAGAAGAAUUUUGAAAUAAUAUUGCACACUAUGUUAAAAUACUUUCAUUACUCGCCCUGUGUUGACAUUAUAAUAUUCAUCAUAAGACCUUAAAAAUAUAUUUUUCUAUAUUAUAACAAGCUUGUAAAGAACAAUUUUAACUCACUUGCUGUUACUCUCAGACGAAUUAUAUAUGGACUGCCUUGCUAGACGUUACCCCUCUGCCAAAGUAUAAGAGCAAAGAUCCAAUGCGUUU